UGUAGUACUCCAUCUGUGAAUGUACCCAGGUAGAUCUCACCAGGCCUCUUAUUCAUGAACAUUGUGGUUGUUCGUAUCCCUUGCUUUGUAACUGUGCUGCGGUGUAUAACCUCGCUCAUGUGCAGGUGUGAUGGAAGGGAAAUUUUCAGGAGUGGAAAUGCUGGGGCAGAGGGCACAUGCAUUUGUCAUUUUGUAAGAUGUUGCCCAAUUGUCCAAAGAGGUGGUGCCAGCUAUGCUCCCCCCGCUCAUCUCUCUCUGUGGGGAAAGACAGAGUUGUGCCUUGGGCUUUGAGAAUUGAGAGGCAUUCUCAUUCCGAUUCAGCAUCAGCUUGACAGCCUGGAGAAGAACAGCGCUUCUGGAGAACAGGAGAAAGAAAUUCACUACCAGCUGGUGCACCAUGUCGGUCAGCGUCCACGAGACCCGCAAGUCGCGGGGCAGCACAGGCUCCAUGAACGUCACCCUCUUCCACAAGGCCUCCCACCCGGACUGCGUGCUGGCCCACCUCAACACGCUGCGCAAGCACUGCAUGUUCACCGACGUCACGCUCUGGGCAGGCGACCGUGCCUUCCCCUGUCACCGUGCCGUGCUGGCCGCCUCCAGCCGCUACUUUGAGGCCAUGUUCAGCCACGGCCUGCGGGAGAGCAGGGACGACACUGUCAACUUCCAGGACAACCUGCACCCAGAGGUGCUGGAGCUGCUGCUGGACUUCGCCUACUCCUCCCGCAUCGCCAUCAACGAGGAGAACGCGGAGUCGCUGCUGGAGGCGGGCGACAUGCUGCAGUUCCACGACGUGCGGGACGCCGCCGCCGAGUUCCUGGAGAAGAACCUCUUCCCUUCCAACUGCCUGGCCAUGAUGCUGCUCUCGGACGCCCACCAGUGCCGCCGGCUGUACGAGUUCUCCUGGCGCAUGUGCCUGGUGCACUUUGAGACGGUGCGGCAGAGCGAGGACUUCAAUAACCUGUCCAAGGACACGCUGCUGGACCUCAUCUCCAGCGAUGAGCUGGAGACUGAGGACGAGCGGGUAGUCUUCGAGGCCAUCCUCCAGUGGGUGAAGCACGACCUGGAGCCGCGGAAGGCCCACCUGCCCGAGCUCCUCCGCAGCGUGCGGCUGGCGCUGCUGCCGUCGGACUGCCUGCAGGAGGCCGUCUCCAGCGAGGCCCUCCUCAUGGCGGAUGAGCGCACCAAGCUCAUCAUAGACGAGGCCCUGCACUGCAAAACCAGGAUCCUGCAGAACGAUGGCGUGGUCACCAGCCCCUGUGCCCGGCCACGCAAGGCAGGCCACACGCUGCUCAUCCUUGGGGGCCAGACCUUCAUGUGCGACAAGAUCUACCAGGUGGACCACAAGGCCAAAGAGAUCAUCCCCAAGGCUGACCUGCCCAGCCCCCGCAAGGAGUUCAGCGCCUCGGCGAUCGGCUGCAAGGUCUAUGUGACGGGGGGCAGGGGCUCCGAGAAUGGGGUCUCCAAGGACGUCUGGGUGUACAACACUGUCCAUGAGGAGUGGUCCAAGGCGGCGCCCAUGCUGAUUGCCCGCUUUGGCCAUGGCUCAGCUGAGCUGGAGAACUGCUUGUAUGUGGUGGGGGGACACACGUCCCUGGCAGGUGUCUUCCCGGCCUCACCUUCGGUCUCCCUGAAGCAAGUGGAGAAAUACGACCCUGGGGCCAACAAGUGGAUGAUGGUGGCCCCCCUGAGGGACGGCGUCAGCAAUGCUGCGGUGGUGAGCGCCAAGCUGAAGCUCUUUGUUUUUGGAGGAACCAGCAUCCACCGGGACAUGGUGUCCAAAGUCCAGUGCUAUGACCCCUCAGAGAACAGGUGGACGAUCAAGGCUGAGUGCCCCCAGCCGUGGCGAUACACAGCCGCCGCUGUCCUGGGCAGCCAGAUCUUCAUCAUGGGGGGUGACACGGAAUUCACGGCGGCCUCGGCCUACCGCUUUGACUGUGAGACCAACCAGUGGACACGGAUUGGGGACAUGACCGCCAAGCGCAUGUCCUGCCACGCCCUGGCUUCCGGCAACAAGCUCUAUGUGGUCGGGGGCUACUUUGGGACCCAGAGGUGUAAGACCCUGGACUGCUAUGACCCCACUUCAGAUACAUGGAACUGCAUCACCACGGUGCCCUACUCACUCAUCCCCACAGCCUUCGUCAGCACCUGGAAGCACCUGCCCGCGUGAGGAGCACCUGCCGAGCCCAGCCAGACUGCGGCCCUCAGUGUCACAACGUGGCCUUGGCUUGUCUGCCACAGCGGGAGCUCAGCCAGCCCUGGGCCAGCACUCCGAGAGGUGGAAGGGGCUCCGCCAACUCUGGGGAGCAGCAGCCUUCAGCUGUUCUGAGCUUGAGGCGAGAAGAGAAGUGUCUCUUGCAGCUGUGCCCCCGGGGGCCUUCUCAGCUUUGCAGUGGUUUGUGGGAAGAGAUUCCUUCCAGAGGGGCAUAGAUGGCACCAGGACCGACCUUGGCCUCGGGGAGAAGGACGCCUUGAGAUCGAGAUCACCUUUUUGGCAGGUCCUGAACUGGGGCCCGGCAGGCAGGGGCAGGGAGGAGCCCUGGGUGGGCGUCAGGGCCCGAAGCACUGCCGGCACAGCCCGUUCCUCCCGGCCUGCCCUGCUGGGGCUGAAUUGCCAUCUGUAGAUGGUGUCCCAGGCCUGGGAAACCAGGUCCCAGGUUGAGACCAGAAAGGUGAUGAGGAGAGAACCUGGGACAGAUUUUAUAAGGGGCAGAAAUUCUGCAGGGGGCCUCAGUGACAUCCACAAGGCCUUAUUAGCAAAGGACACCCAGACCUCCAAGGUCUGUGGACCCCUCCUGCAAAGCUGUAAGUCCCAGCCCACCCACUCAGGGCCUUACCCAGUGCAUGGCCCGGUGGGAACACAGAUGAUCGUGCCCACUCACCGGAGCUGGGCCUGUGGCAGGGUCAAGGUUUCAAGUACCCUCAGGGACCUCCCCUCCUCAGAGCCCACCCUGAGAGGCAGCAGUGACCCCCAUCGCACACGCCUGCCGGCCGCACUGGGGGCUCCCUCCCAGCAGACCUCGCCAAGACCAGCAGCACUGGGGUCUCCCUCCCAGCAG
Molecule: messenger RNA, 3056 nt
Organism: Cebus imitator (Panamanian white-faced capuchin)
Lineage: Eukaryota; Metazoa; Chordata; Mammalia; Primates; Cebidae
Gene: KLHL25
Product: kelch like family member 25
Exons: 4
Coding region: 398-2167 (589 amino acids)
Molecular function (GO): protein binding
Source: RefSeq, a predicted model, not a curated record